This is a messenger RNA of Plasmodium malariae, 2010 nucleotides long. Its product is annotated as STP1 protein. The transcript is spliced from 3 exons. The coding region runs from base 1 to 2010 and encodes 669 amino acids. Lineage: Eukaryota; Apicomplexa; Aconoidasida; Haemosporida; Plasmodiidae. The record is from RefSeq and is a predicted model, not a curated record.
AUGGAAAAAUGUUUUAACUCGUAUCCAAAUGUUCUUGCUUUUAGAGCGUUACAGUUGCUUACAAAUGCCCAAUUUAAAAACGUUGGUAUUUAUAUUCUAUCUCAAAUCUCUUCUUUAAAAAGUGAAAAUAAAAAAGAAAAAUUUAGAGAAAAAUGCAAGAACCUGGCUAAUUAUCUAAUUAAUUCGAAAGAUCCAUAUGGACAUUAUCAAGAAUAUAUUUGGAAAGGAGCACUAAGAACUUGGUAUAAUAAGUACUUUACAGGGAUAACUCAACAUGGUGGAUGUUUUAUGAUUUUUAACAAUGAAGAAAAAAAUCUUUUAGAAUUAAUUUAUGAUGCAGAUGAUUUUUGCUCAAAAAAGAAACAAUAUAUUGAAAUACUAAGUAUUUAUAAAAAAAAUAAUAGUAGCAUAUAUGACUGUAAUAGUGAUCAGAACUGUUUAAGUACAUGUGGCGAAUAUAAAACGUGGUUUGAAUAUAGUAAGAAAAAACUUCAGGAUAAAAGGAGUUUCAUUGAAAAAAACUGCAAAAACAAAAAGGCACUAUUGGAAUUUCCAACAACCAAAUGCAACAUACUGAAACCUGAAACAUUUAAUCAAACUCCUGUAUGCAUAUUUAACCCUCCAGCUAUACCUGAAGAUUCUCAGUCUAAAUCAAAAAGUGUGGAAUCAGAAGAAGAUAAAAUUAAGGGUCAAGCUCUAUCUGCACCUGAUAAUCAAAAAAACAAAGAAGAUUCAUCUACACAUUCAGAUAAGGAUGAAGAUAAAAACUCUCCACAAUCUGAAGUUCUAAAUAAGGAAACCAAAACAAGUCAAAUUAGUCUUACAGAAAAUGAAACAUCACAACAUCAUUUACAGUCUGAAUCUAUAGGUACACAAUCUCAAGAUUCAAUAAAACGCCAUGAUACUGAUAUUAUGUCAUUACCUCCUAAUGUGUCAAAUUCUGUCUCACUAACACCUUUCCCCACACACCCUAUAAUUCAAAAUGGCCCUUUUAGAGGAUCAAUAUUUGAUGAUGAUGAAAUCAUAAAAAAAAUAGAAAUACAUGAAGAACACAAAAUAAAAAAUGUAAACACGACAAAUAUAAAAAAGAAAAGUUCAAAAACUAUAAUAGAAGUACAUAUGCAAGUACUCAAUGAAUAUAAAAAGGAUGAAUGGGAAUCAACUAAAGUACAAUUAUUAGAAAUAUGCAUAGAAGAGAUCAUGAAAGAGCAUUAUAGAAUAUAUAAUAAUAUAACAAAUAAUGAACAUAUAGAGAAUAUAAGUAGUAGCAAUGAGAAUGAAAAAAACAAAAUACUAUGGAAUAAGUGGAGCAAAGCGCAUAGAAGUCUUUCUGAAAAUCUUAAAAAAGCAUAUUGGUUUAUAAAUUUAAAAAAUGAAUGGAAAAAAGAAAAAUCUUCCUUAAAAAAAACUGAAGAAUUUAAUAAGAAUCAUAAAAAAGAAAUUCAAAAACUUCCAUUUAUAGAAAGAGAGAAAGAGUUAUGGAAACGGUGGAUAUCAAAAAAAAUUAUUAUUAUAGAACAAUAUAUUGAACAGGACUUGUCUGAGGAAAUAACAGAGGAAUUACAAAAUAUGUCUUGUGAAUAUGAAAAUGAAGGAACUCACGAAUAUAAAACUUUGAUAAAUACAAGAGAAGUGGAGAACAAAGUAGGUUAUAAAGAAUUAUAUAAAUAUAUAAAGAAAAAAUUACUAACAAAAUUUUGCAUACUCGUACUUAUGCUAAUAUUAGAUGAAUGCCAAAAAGAGGAACAUAUGGAAUAUAAGGAAUCUUAUUUGGAUAAUUCCAUAAAUGAAUGGAAAAAGGAUGAAAUAACAAAAAAUAUAACUGAUAUGAGCGCAGACGCUUCGGAAAAUAAGGAAAACAGCGGUGAUAAAGUAAAUACGAAAAAUAUGGAAAAUAUUAGUUAUAUAUGGAAGGAUAAUUUUAGAAAAGAGUUAAAAUAUUGGACUACAGAAGAUGAUACAUAUGUAAAUUCCAUGAAUAGUGAUAAUUACAUAAGCAAAUACUAUUGA